GCCCCUUAGCAACCACCGUCACGCCGUAGCAACCAGUGUUUACGUUUCUCUCCGGAGAGUCAGAGAUGCCGCUGAUAGUGAGAGAUCACACAUGGACACAAAACCAGAGCACAGUUUACAUCAGCCUGCCUUUAAAAGGAGUGAAAACCGCGAACGUCCAUGUCAUCUGCACAGACGAGUAUCUGAAGGUGAGUUUCCCCCCGUUUCUGUGCGAAGUUUUCUUAUUUGGGCCAAUAAAUGAGGAGAAAAGUGAAGCCAGGAUUGGAGACGGGGUCGCAGUGUUCACUCUGCAGAAGAGGAGAGAUGAAUUAUGGGAGCAGCUCUUCACAAACAUUG
This is a messenger RNA of Sinocyclocheilus grahami, 336 nucleotides long. RefSeq names its product dyslexia susceptibility 1 candidate gene 1 protein-like. The record is from RefSeq and is a predicted model, not a curated record. Gene Ontology annotation, biological process: heart development; epithelial cilium movement involved in extracellular fluid movement; inner dynein arm assembly. Gene Ontology annotation, molecular function: nuclear estrogen receptor binding. The annotation marks the transcript as partial. The transcript has 2 exons. Lineage: Eukaryota; Metazoa; Chordata; Actinopteri; Cypriniformes; Cyprinidae.